AUGUUCGCAACACAAUUACCCUCUUCCCCGUCAACUCCCUUCCGCCAAACGAGCCAGUUCUCACCAGCUCGGCCCUCGCCGCUGGGCCCGCGCAGCUCAAACAUUGCGACGCCCCCAUGGACGAUGGGAUCCCCGACGCGCCGAGGUCAUUCUCAGAAACCCAGUUUUGACCGCCACGCGCAAAGCUCGCCUGCCUUUCCGACUUUCUCCAUCAACAAUGAGAAUCAAUCUCAACAGACCUCUCCUGAUCUAUUCGGCGCGUCGACGUCCUUUUUCCCACAGCAAUCCAACGUGAUGUCUCCCACCUCUCCAUCGCCCUCGGCGCGUUCUAAGUACUCGGAGCGAUAUGCGUCGCAGAUCGCGAAUCCUGUGAAGACAUCCAACUCGCUUGUGCGCUCAAAAACGCGCAAAAUGUUUAUCAAUCGCGUGAAGAACGAGCGCGACAGCGGUCGCUUCGAGGCUCGUGGUGAGCAGAUGAUGAUGAUGGAACACUUGGCCGAUAAGAGGAAGUGGGAGGAAUCGAUGGCACGAGAUGCCGGCAGUGUUAUGCCAGAGUUCGAGGCUGACGAGGAUAAUAUGCUUCCUGAUGAGGCCGACACGUCUGCUCUGAAUGAAUUUAUAUCCGAAGAAGAAGCCAUGCAAAUGGCCAUGCAGGAGACGAUUGCACAGAACGGUCAGCAACAUCAAUAUCAGCCUCAGCCGAAUACGUCUUUCAGCGAUGACGAAUACGACGAUAUUUUUAUGACGAUCUCGGAACCGGCACAAUCGAAUCAGGAUAUGGAUAUGUCGUGA
Molecule: messenger RNA, 792 nt
Organism: Penicillium maclennaniae
Lineage: Eukaryota; Fungi; Ascomycota; Eurotiomycetes; Eurotiales; Aspergillaceae
Exons: 2
Coding region: 1-792 (263 amino acids)
Source: RefSeq, a predicted model, not a curated record